ACGAUCUCCGGGAGAAAGACCGUGUACGCGACCGCGGAAAGUACUGUAAUAAUUUUGAAAAGUGUUCAUUCUUUGCUGCUGUUACUGGCGCCGCCUGCCUCACACGAGGAUUAACAGUGGUCUAACUAGCGAAAGUCGUUUCCGUGUUUUCUGGAUAAUUACCGGAGGUGAAACAUCGAAACCCUUCGAAUCUAAAAAGAUCGCUCGACAUUCCGAUAGUUCACUAGCGCCGUCGGAGCCGAAGAAGCAUGGCAUGGCGAUUUAAGGCAUCCAAGUACAAGAACGCAGCUCCGAUCGUACCGAAGCCGGAAGUAUGCAUUCGAGACAUCUGCGUGGGUUCGUACCAAACGUACGGUAAUAACAUCGCUGCAUCGGCCGCAUUCAUUGCCUUCAACUGGGAACAUGUUGGCUCCAGUGUGGCCGUCCUGCCGAUCGAUGAUUGUGGACGGAAGAGCAAAACCAUGCCGCUGCUGCAUGCGCAUUCCGAUACGGUGACCUAUUUGGAUUUUUCUCCCUUCCACGAUGGGUUGCUGGCGACCGGGUCGCAGGACUGCCUGGUGAAGGUGUGGCACAUCCCGGAGAAGGGGCUGGAGAAUUCGAUUUCGAACCCGGAAUGUACCUUCGCCACCAAACAGCGAAGGGUGGAAACGGUGGGUUUUCAUCCCACCGCUGACUGUCUGCUGUAUUCGACGGCGGUUGGAUGUGUUAGCUUGUGGGAUUUGACCUGCCAGCAGGAGUCGUUUUCGAACAAUCAACAUCCGGAGGUUAUUCAGUCGCUUAGUUGGAAACAGGAUGGAAAGAUCUGUGCAACUAGCUGCAAGGACAAAAUGGUUCGCGUGCUGGAUCCGCGAGCGGAGUCGCCAAUUACGAUGGUCGCUGAAAGUCACCAAAGUAUUAAAGAUUCUCGAGUUGUCUGGCUCGGAAAUCAGGAACGCAUUCUAACUACUGGCUUUGAUGCUGGCCGGUUGAGACAGGUUAUCAUUCGGGAUUUGAGGAACUUCACCGUUCCGGAGAAAACUAUGGAGUUGGACUGCUCGACCGGUAUACUGAUGCCACUUUAUGAUCCCGAUACGAACAUGUUAUUCCUGGCGGGUAAAGGAGAUACUACGAUUUCCUAUCUGGAAGUUACGGACAAGGAUCCUUACUUGAUCGAGGGAAUUCGUCACUCCGGCGAGCAGACGAAGGGUGCUUGUCUCGUACCGAAGCGAGCGUUGCGGGUGAUGGAGGGCGAAGUUAACCGUAUUAUGCAGUUAACCUCCAACUCGGUGAUCCCUAUUAUGUAUCAGGUGCCAAGAAAGUCCUACCGCGAUUUUCACGGUGACCUUUACCCGGACACGAAUGGAUACAAAACUGAACUAACGGCUACACAGUGGCUCAAGGGGACAAAUUUGGACGUUCCAAAAAUCAGCCUGGAUCCAGCGAAGCGAGAACUAGGCGAUCAACCAAUCAUUCCCCGACUUGGACCAAAACCGUUCUGCAGUACAGGUUCAUCCGGUGAUUUUUCCUUCGAUAAAGUGUUCAAUGUACCGCAAGCACCGGGUUCUGAGAACGGAGAGUCGUUGAGAGACUCCAACGAUAAUACACAGGAAAACAGUCUUGCCUCGAACGGAAGUGCGGAGGAAACACACGAGAACGGUAACUGUAAAGAACCGGAUCCGGUAUUAGAUGUUACCGACGAAGUGCCACUGCGAAUAAAAGCUUCCAACGAGGAAGAAAAACCGCGCAUCAUUUCCACUGCCGAACGAAGAAAGUCGGGCGACCGCGAAAAGAUUUUCGAAUCGAAAGCAUCCACAGAAUCGGAGGACCAAUUCGACGCUUCUUCCGAUGAUAAAGUAAACCAAUUCGAACGACUCAGCGGUCAGCGUACCAGCAUCGCUGAACGGCGCCGAUUGUACGAAAAUCGGUCACAAAGCGUUCAGGAAGAGAAACCGGCUUCACCUGUUCCACUAAGACGUCGCGAUUCCCUAAAAUCUCGUGGAGAACCGAAAACCGACGAAGAAGCAAUGCCACCGCCGGCUGCGGUGAUCGAGUUCACCCGCAAUCGAAGCGAUCUGUCGAAGGAGAGCCUUCCGGCGGAAAUCGCCAAGCGAAACAAUAGCAACAGCUCGGGCAAUUCGACCUCCAAACGGACAUCCACGGUGUUCGGUCGGGUGUCUAAGUUCCGCCAUCUGAAAGGCACCCCGGGACAUAAGUCGACACAUAUCGAAAACAUUCGCAACCUGAGCCGUCAGAUUCCGGGCGAGUGCGACGGUUUUCAGGCCAAUUCCGAGCGUGUUGCUGUGCCGAUCUCCGGUGCUGGUGGAAAAAUUGCAAUAUUCGAACUGAGCAAGCCGGGAAGGCUUCCGGAUGGUGUAAUUCCUUCGCUGGUAAAUGGCAAUAACAUAAUGGACUUCCAGUGGGAUCCAUUCGAUAACAGACGUUUAGCCGUUGCUUGCGAUGAUGGUGUUGUUAAGAUAUGGGCUAUUCCCGAUGGCGGGUUAACGGAACCAACCAACGAACCGGAAAAGGAACUGGUCGCUCAUUCGGACAAAAUUUACAUUAUUAGAUACCACCCAUUGGCGAAAAAUGUCUUCCUUACGGCCAGUUACGAUAUGACGUUGAAAAUUUGGGACCUAGAAACGUUAGCGGAGAAGUACUGCUUGAAGGGUCACACCGAUCAAAUAUUCAGUUUCGCGUGGAGCCCUUGCGGGACGUUUGGUGCAACCGUGUCGAAGGAUGGUAAAAUUCGAGUGUAUAAUCCAAGGAAAUCAGAAAAUCCUAUCCGAGAAGGAACCGGACCAGUUGGAACACGUGGUGCGCGACUGGUGUGGGCAAUUGAAGGAGAGUACAUUGUUGUUACCGGAUUUGAUAAAGUUUCCGAGCGCCAAAUUUACGUGUACAAAUCUACGGAUUUCAAUGCCCCCCUUGGGAUGGUGGGACUCGACGUUUCGCCGGCCAUUCUAAUGCCAUUCUACGAUGAAGAUAGUUCGACCGUUUUUGCCACCGGCAGAGGCGAUUCUACCAUCUACUGUUUUGAAAUUACGGAGGAAUCGCCAUUCAUCUGUCCACUAUCGCACCAUCGGUGUUCCUCGCUGACCCAAGGGCUUAGUUUUCUUCCCAAGAACCAGUGCGAUGUCGCAUCGGUUGAGUUUGCCAAAGCGCAAAGGCUUACGAACGGUACAAUCGAACCGUUGAGCUUCACUGUGCCACGCAUCAAGAGUGAGCUGUUCCAAGAUGAUCUGUUUCCACCGACCAGGGUUCUGUGGGAACCGACGCUCAGUUCGACCGAGUGGUUCGCCGGACGGGAUAAACCUGCUCCUCGUGUCAGCCUACAGCCAGAGGGAAUGGACUCUCUUUCAUCCAUCCAACCAACGGUGACAACUCCGACACCGGCAAAGAAGAGCGAUAACAUCAACCAAAUCAUCGGUCAACAAACUCAGCUGAAUAAGGCUUGGAGUGCGGAUCUGGUGCGAUCCAAACAAGAUGAGAUUAAAAACUCAGUCAGUGCUCGGAUGCCAAUCAACCGCAAGCUUGAACAAGAUGACAUGGAAGGAGUGGAUGAGAAAGAAUGGGAAGAAUAAUUUGCUGCAAAUCGGUUCCACACCAAGACUGGUCCCGCGUUUGGGUACAUAAUACGGCAUUGUCCACACGACAAGCAAAGGACAAUUAUCGUAACUUUUUGAAUACUCUCUUUCUCUCUGUUUUCAAUAAGGCCAUUUUGACGAACGGCGAUAGAAAGAAUUUUGUAAGCUGCACUAUAUACGACAGAUAGCGUAAUUAGAUUACUUCUACGGAAUUUUGUAUGCAUAUAUUCUACGAUCCUUGCGCAAGCAGCGGCAGGCUUACUAAAUAUACAAACAGUGAAAUGUUAUAUCUGGAAAAUCUUAACUAGUAUCUAACUAAUCCAACUGCCAACGACGAUGAGUAUAAAGACCAACUGCUCUUACAUACAUCAAGAAAGAGAAGAUACUUUUCUUUUUUAAAAAAUUGUUAUUUAUUUAAAAACUAACUUGAAAAAUUUGCUUUCUUUUUUUAAUUUUCCAUCACAUUUUGACCACUUUCUAUAACCAGUUUACGGAUCGAUGAAGCUUUUUUCUCAAUCAAAAUAAUACAUUGUGAGUUGUCUUUGCUUUAAGAAUGUAGAGCCCGUUCAUCGAGGUGGACGCUAGUCAAACAGAGCUGCUCAAAUCAAUCGUAUUUUCUAAUAACUGAUAACCAAUAAUAAUACUAUUUGCUUGGCGCGACUUUUGCUAUAUUUAUAAACGUGCAGAUUUGCAGGACGACGAUGUUGGUAAAUCGGAAGAAAACGCAUAUUUCCCACUGGUGCAAACUAUUACCGGAACAGCACAAAUUUUCUUACAAUAUAAGGCAUAGCAACAUCAAAUUAUGAAGAAAGUAAAAUUGUAGGCAAAAAUAGUUAAGUUGUAGUAUAGGUGUAUCAUUCGAAUUCGUGAAAAUAUAAUUAACAAUUGUGUGCUGAAUAUUUAUUUAUUUUCAACACUUCGUGAAGUAAUUGUGAUGAUUUCUUAUACUAUAAGAUUGAAGUUGAUCAUUAUUUUACAUUACAACGUGUAAUAAUUUAGGCGUGCCAUUUGUAGAUUCAUUUGUGACUUGUCCAUAAGCUAUGUAUUUUUUACCGAGAGCAGUUCGAUUUCAAUCAUUAUGAUUUCAGUAUGAAUAAUAAGCCUUUGUUCUAAAGUUUCACGUAUUCCAGCUAAAUCAGCAUUAUUGGCAUUAAAAUUAGGCUAUACUAUUAAUCGCAAUACAAAUAAAUAAAUAUAGAUAUUUACAAUGCUUAUCCAAAAAUAAUUGAAUUCUGACCAGCUCAGAACACACAUUGCUUUAUUCAGAACAUUUAUUCCAGACUUGCCGGAAAAAUUAUUAGUAAAAAAAAUCAUUCUGCGGUAAUAUUAGGUGAAAUUAUACUAACUAACAAGCCACGGUAAAUGUUUUUACUGAGCAGACUCAGCAGUAUCCAUCUACCAUUGGUUGCAAUUUAGAUUGAAAUACAUGAAUUAUGCUUCAUCUUCUUCCAUAUGUAACAUCCCGGACGGUGACAGCACUGCGAAGGUAGAGAUAAUUAAACCAUUGUGCUCCGUAUCGUAAUGUGCAAGGCUUCGCAAUGUUUUAUACAGAUAUUGAAUGAUACGAAACGAUGAUUAUAUAUGCAGUAAGUAUCAUGUAUUUUGAAUAAUCGCACGAGAUUGUGAAAAUGAGGAAAAUAUACA
This is a messenger RNA of Sabethes cyaneus, 5207 nucleotides long. It is a transcript of the gene pod1, whose product is annotated as coronin-7. Gene Ontology annotation, molecular function: protein binding. The record is from RefSeq and is a predicted model, not a curated record. The transcript is spliced from 11 exons. The coding region runs from base 249 to 3560 and encodes 1103 amino acids. NCBI's taxonomy places the organism in Eukaryota, Metazoa, Arthropoda, Insecta, Diptera, Culicidae.